Molecule: messenger RNA, 1975 nt
Organism: Jaculus jaculus (lesser Egyptian jerboa)
Lineage: Eukaryota; Metazoa; Chordata; Mammalia; Rodentia; Dipodidae
Gene: Clec14a
Product: C-type lectin domain containing 14A
Exons: 1
Coding region: 81-1502 (473 amino acids)
Biological process (GO): cell migration
Cellular component (GO): external side of plasma membrane; extracellular matrix
Molecular function (GO): extracellular matrix binding; extracellular matrix protein binding
Source: RefSeq, a predicted model, not a curated record
CCGCGCUCUAGAGACAGCUGUGCACUCCCGGGCCGGUCUAUACUUAAUUUGAACGCAGCCGUGCGCCCCGGGCCUGCAAGAUGAGGCCCGCGCUCGCCUUCUGCCUCCUCUGCCAAGCGUUCUGGGUCCGGCCUGGGCGUGGAGAGCAUCCAACGGCCGAUCGCGCGGGCUGCUGGGCCUCGGGGGCCUGCUACAGCCUGCACCACGCUACCAUCAAGCGGUCGGCUGCCGAGGAGGCCUGCAGCCUGCGCGGCGGGUCGCUGAGCACGGUGCACGGGGGCGCGGAGCUGCGGGCGGUGCUCGCGCUACUGCGGGCCGGGCCCGGGCCGGGGGGAGGCUCCAAAGACCUCACGUUCUGGGUCGCUCUGGAGCGCGGGCGUUCCCAGUGCACCGUGGAGAACGAGCCUUUGCGAGGUUUCUCCUGGCAGCCCCUCGACGCCGCCGGCCAGUCCGAAAGCGACAGUCAGCCCACGCUGCCGUGGGUGGAGGAGCCCCAGCUCUCCUGCACGGCGCGAAGGUGCGCGGGCCUGCAGGCCACCGCGGGCGUGGAGCCCGCGGGCUGGAAGGAGAUGCGGUGUCACCUUCGCGCCAAUGGCUACCUGUGCAAGUACCAGUUCGAGGAUCUGUGCCCUGCGCCGCGUCUCGGGGCAGCCUCGAACUUGAGUUUCCGAGCUCCUUUCCGACUGAGCAGCCCCGCGCUGGACUUCAGUCCUCUGGGGACCGAGGUGAGUGCGACGUGCCCCGGGGGUCUCUACGUCUCAACCACCUGCAUAAAGGAAGAGGCCCGCGCGCAAUGGGACGGGCUGUCCUUAGGGGCGGUGCUAUGUCCCUGCCCCGGGAGGUACCUUCGUGCUGGCAAAUGCGCCCAGUUCACCGACUGCCUGGAUGACCUGGGAGGAUUUGUCUGCGAAUGUACUGCAGGCUUUGAGCUGGGGAAGGACGGACGCUCUUGCGUGACCCAAGGGGAAGGACAGCCGUUCCCUGAGGGGACCAAAGUGUCCACCGGACUCAUGCCGGCCAUUACAGCCAGCCCUGUGCCAAAGAGAACAUUGUCACCAGGGGAAUAUGAGAAGCCAGGAGAGAUGCCCCAUGUCACCACUGGACAAGGCAGUUCUGCCACAUCUGCUUCCGAGAUUCUGCAGUGGGGAACACAGAGCACGAUCUCUAUCCUUCAACUGUCACCUCAAACUAAGCCUAAAGCCAGCGUCACUCCCCCAGGAAGCGAGCCCCCCAUGUUGAAUGCCACAGCUAACUCUACUGUUUCCCAGACUUUCGACUCAUCCACGGUGGUCUUCGUACUUGUGAGCAUAGCAGUGGUCGUGCUGGUGAUCUUGACCAUGACAGUGCUGGGGCUUUUCAAACUGUGCUUUCACAGGAGCUCUGCCCCCAGGCCAGGAAAGGGGCCUUUGGCCUCCCGCGGUGUGGAAAGUGAGGCUGAGGCUACAGCUUUGCGCUCCAGUUGUGCACAUCGCAGGGGCAAUGGCAUAAAGACCAGAGAGUAGUAUGUGGGGCCGAGCAGUAGGUGUCUUGCUGCCUGGGUCCUCUCUAGGCUCAGGAGACACCUAAGUAAACAGCACAUGGCCACACCUUGCUCACUUUUAAAAUUCCAAUGAAAAGGAAAGAGAUCUGUAGAAAUGAGGAUUCCUUACAGAUGUUAUGUUUCUAUACAUUCCCUUGACACCACCAGGGAGCUGGAUUUGAACAGCACACAUCCUUGGAGGUGCAAGAGGUGGAAGUGCCUGGGGCUGGUGCUGGGGGGCAGGGUCAUGGUGGGAGAGGCGUUUUCCUGUGCUCUGGGGAUUUUAGAGACUUGUCUUCCAGACAUUGGAAGAAAAUAGAAAAAAAUAUAUAUAUAGUUUUUGGAAAGUUUAUUUUUACCAAAAUGAAAAAUAAAUUUCUAUGUUGUUCAUUCAGGUCAGGAAUAUAUUGGUUUAAAAUCCUCAGACAAAAAAUAAAGGAUUGUUGUUAACCCAGA